AUGAGCAGCAGCCGCCUACCUGUCCUCCUCCUCCUGGCUGGGUUGACUUGCUGCAGUGCUCAGGACUCAACUCUGAACGUGUCGAUGGUGCUGGGCGUGUUGGCAAGGGAAUGGAGAGGAAGUGGGUAUGCCGAUGGGGGAGGGCCGAGCUACAUGUACUUCCCGAAGCCGAUGACUGUGUCAGAAUGUCAGCCGAUGACAGGCAGACCGUCGAUAUGUCCAGUAGACCAGCUUCAGCUCAUCUUGCAAGAGCCACCAGGAGCACCGGUCAACAGUGAACUAAAGCUGAACCUGACGAUGCGGUUCUAUGGGGACGUGUUCGAGAGCUCGCCAGGAUCCAAGGGAUACUUUGGGAUGCCGGAUGGAUGCAGAUAUGAGCGGAAUCACAGUGUCAUGGCGUACUUCAAUGCAUCGAGCGGCCGUGUCAGGUUCGACAUCUACAAGACAACCAGUGACUAUCUGGCUUGUCAGAUGAACUUUGGAGCGACCAGUACGGAUCACAUGGACUGGAACACCAUCUACACUUCAAGUACGAACCCUUUCCAACGUUGCACCAAUCAGAAUUGUUAUGUGAACCUCAACAACGUGGCGAGCUUUUCCGGCAUUUUCAAGGUCAUGCCCAGGACUUCAACCGAUCCCUUAGGAGCGACGUACAGGAUGGACCUUGCGAUCUCUUUUCCGUACCUUCAGUCAGGCAAGACUUCCUUCUCAGACUAUGACAAGAGGUUCACAAACCCCUACACCCUCGCCCAAGUGGCAAACCAGCCUACCGUCUCAUCGUUUGCCACGUCCUCCAGCAACCAGAUCUUCUACUACUCGCUCACCUGGUCAGAACCUUUCCACGGUCCCAACGACGCCUGGUUCAUGAACUACAUGGCUCGGAUUACUUCCAUCGAUCCUCCGUUCGGCCCUCAGGAGGGAGGAACGUACAUCACUGUCUACGGAGCUGACUUCCCUUCAACGGACGCGACCCACACCAGGAACGCUUCUAUCGUCCUGUAUCAUAGUGGGGCAGCUGGGGAACCGCGAGCUUGUUGUGAAUCUCAGCGGCUGAGCAACUCUCAGUACCUCUGCCGGUUGCCUCGCGUGUCCUGUCUUAACAACAACCCGUCUUUUCCUUGUCCCCAGCCCGGCCAGAUUUUCCAGAAUCAGUCCGUUGCUAUAGGGAUCCGCCCGAAUGUGAAGGGAUACGAUGGGACCAUUCUCUCCUCCAAGCUCGACGACUUCAUCGAGUACGAGGGGACGUGGGAGCUUGUAGAUGAGGACGUGUACGGGGGCAAGUACAUCCCUUCGACGUCAAGGUUCACCAUCACACAGACUGAGCCAGGGAUCUACAAUGUCACCAUCCCGGCCAUCAUGUCGCCGGGCUCGGGAGUCUGUGACAGAGCGACCAACUUGAAGAACGUCUCGUUCAUCGCCGCCAUCGAUCGCUCGACGGAUCCCUACUCGGCCAGCAGCCCUCUGUCCAUAACUUCUUGCAUUGACCAGACAGGAACGUGCAGUACGACAGACAGGAUCAGCAUCCGAAGCACUUGCAACCAGCUUUACUGGUCUUUGGGACAAAUCACCUCCACCCUCCCCGCAGGGCAGACUGUGCAGAUUCAUCAGUGGAACACUAGAUCGCUCUGUGAGAGGAGAAUGAGAUGUGUGGCGGGCCCUUGUAAGUGGACUUACCUAGCUCAAGUGCUGGAAUCACAAAGGAUGUUCCAGCGCCGCACCGCCUCGCCUCAAGUUGGGAUCUACACUCAGUAUCCGACGUCGGACUUCGACGUCCAGGGGUUCCUCAAGGAGCUUGCCAUUCUCAUCAAUGCUCAGGACUACAGGAGACUGCAACUUGUGACUUUGCAGUCGACAGCCAGUCUCCUCAAGCCGAGCCUGGGCUCUUUAUUUGCCGUCAGAACUUAUCAGAAGAGCACAGCUGCUCUUUGCAUCCCCAACGCUAUCGGCGGCGCCUGCGCUGACUUCAACAUGAUCAUCUACAUCGUCUCCGAAGGGCCUGCCGGACUGCCAGCUCAAGUCUCGCUCAACAACCUCACGGCGAGGGCGCAGGCGGCGACGGGAGACCCCGCCCUGCGUAUGCUCAACAUCAUGAACGUCUAUGUAGACCAGGGGAUCGACCCGGAGGAUACGACAGCGCGGCUAGUGAACACAAUCAAGGUUCAAUAUCCUGGGUUCCUCCAGUUUGAGACAACGAUGCUAAGGGUGAAGGAGCUUGUAUGGAGCUACGCAAAACUUGGAGUGACGCGGACGGGAGGCAGCGAUCUCUCUGUGACAGUGAGAUAUGAGACCGUCCAGCUCAACGGAACCUUCGCUGCACAGGGGCUGGGAGUAGACUACGUGUCAAAGCAGGGGCAACUGAGAUGGAGGCAAGGAGACUCAAGCACAAAAUACAUCAUCAUCCCUAUCUAUGACGAUAUUCUCAUGGAACAGAAUGAGUUUCUCCAGGUUCGCAUCUUCCAAGCCGUCAACGCAACUCUCAUCUCCGACCCCCAGUUCGCAACUGUCACUAUCGUCGGGAUGAACGACAUACCAACUCCCGGCUUCAUCCCCAACAUGCAGGCCAUCAUCGGGGCGGUAUGCGGUGCCGCCUCCACAUUGCCAUGUGUGCUGUUUGCAGCAAGAUUGAUCAGAAGCUUUAGAAAAGGGAAGACGAAGCGGGGCGAGCUGAUGGAGCAGGACUUCAUGGAUGGCAAUGACGGAUCAGCAGCCUUUUGA
Guillardia theta CCMP2712 is the source of this 2715-nucleotide messenger RNA. RefSeq lists its product as hypothetical. Gene Ontology annotation, biological process: cell communication. The record is from RefSeq and is a predicted model, not a curated record. NCBI's taxonomy places the organism in Eukaryota, Cryptophyceae, Pyrenomonadales, Geminigeraceae. The coding region runs from base 1 to 2715 and encodes 904 amino acids. Gene Ontology annotation, cellular component: membrane. The transcript has 12 exons.